AUGAAGCUGGUUUUGAUCUUCAGUGCCCUCCUGGGGGUUUCCUUCUGCCUGGAAACUUUUGUUGGGCACCAGGUUCUCCGAAUCAAGACAAGAGAUGAGGAGGAGGUGGAGAAGUUACAGUUUCUGGAAUCCCUGGAACACCUUGAGCUGGAUUUCUGGAUAACCCCUUCCAACCCUGCCCUUCCUGUGGAUGUGAGAGUUCCUGCUAACAAUGUCCAAGAAGUUAAAGCCUUCCUGGAAUCCUAUGGGAUCGAAUACUCCAUCCUGAUUGAAGAUCUGCAGGUGGUUUUAGAUCAAGAAAAGCAAGAUAUGGUGGAAAGCCAACAAAGGGAGCGUGGAAGCAGCAGCUUUGACUAUGGAACUUACCACACUUUGGAUGCUAUUUAUGGAGAGAUGGAUAAUCUUGUGUCUGAGUACAGGAACAUUAUGAGUAAGUUCCAGAUCGGACAAUCCUACGAGAAACGGCCUUUGUACGUGCUCAAGUUCAGCACCGGAGGAUACAACCGUCCCGCCAUCUGGAUCGACGCCGGGAUCCACUCCCGAGAGUGGGUCACCCAAGCAAGUGCCAUCUGGAUAGCUAAAAAGAUUGCCUCUGGCUAUGGAACUGACCCCUCCAUCACCUCUCUGCUGGACAAGAUGGACAUCUUCCUGCUGCCAGUGACCAACCCUGAUGGAUAUGUCUACACUCACACCCAAAAUCGCAUGUGGCGGAAAACCCGCUCCAAGAUUCCAGGCAGUGUGUGUGUGGGAGUUGAUCCAAACCGGAACUGGGAUGCAGGUUUUGGAGGUCCUGGAGCCAGCAGCAACCCCUGCUCAGAAUCUUACCGUGGGCCCAGUGCCAACUCAGAGGUGGAAGUUAGAUCUGUUGUUAACUUCAUUAAGGAUCAUGGGAACAUCAAGGCCUUCCUCACCCUCCACAGUUACUCCCAGCUCCUGAUGUACCCCUAUGGCUACAAAUGCACCAGACCAGCAGACUACGCUGAGCUGGAUUCCCUGGGAAGAAUGGCUGCCAGAUCCAUCCGCUCCGUGCACGGCACCACCUUCACAGUGGGAAGCAUUUGCACAACCAUCUACCAAGCCAGUGGAGGCAGCAUCGACUGGAGCUACGAUAACGGCGUCAAAUACUCUUACGCCUUCGAGCUGCGGGACACUGGACGUCAUGGGUUCCUCCUGCCAGCCAACCAGAUCAUCCCCACUGCAGAGGAGACCUGGAUGGGUCUGCUGAAAAUCAUGGAGCACGUGAGAGACCACCCUUAUUAA
Molecule: messenger RNA, 1260 nt
Organism: Chaetura pelagica (chimney swift)
Lineage: Eukaryota; Metazoa; Chordata; Aves; Apodiformes; Apodidae
Gene: CPA2
Product: carboxypeptidase A2 (pancreatic)
Exons: 11
Coding region: 1-1260 (419 amino acids)
Biological process (GO): proteolysis
Molecular function (GO): zinc ion binding; metallocarboxypeptidase activity
Source: RefSeq, a predicted model, not a curated record